UUGACGAGGCCGAGUCGAGGAGAAUGUUCAGCCAAUCGGAGAUGAGAACUGGCAUGUUCGGCCAAUCGGAGAUGAGACCUGACACGUUCGGCCAAUCGGAGAUGAGCACUGGCAUGUUCGGCCAAUCGGAGAUGAAAACUGGCAUGUUUGGCCAAUCGGAGAUGAGAACUGACACGUUCGGGCAAUCGGAGAUGAGAACUGGCAUGUUCGGCCAAUCGGAGAUGAGAACAGACACGUUCGGCCAACCGGAGAUUAGAAGUGACACGUUCGGCCAAUCGGAGACGAGAACUGACACGUUCGGCCAAUCUGAGAUGAGAACUGACACGUUCGGCCAAUCGGAGAUGAGAACUGGCGCGGUGAUGGAUCAACGCCCGCCGCGGAAGUCCCUCUUCGAGGACGAUGCGGACGACCCUCCCUCGGGGUCCCCAACACCGGAGCCGGCCUCCGUGGAGACCAAGUACUCGCAGAUCAACGAGAACCUACAGAGCAUCAUCUCGUUUUGCAAAAAUAAGCUAGGGACCAUCCAAAACCAACCCCAAGUCCUCCAGGGGGAACUGAAACACUGCAAGGCCCAGCAGCAGCAGAUCUUCUUCGAGGAUGGCUUCCCGGACAGCAUCGUCGAGGGUGACGCCGGUAUGGCGUCGGCCAAAUUUUCCUACCGGUUCGGCGCCGGGCAGGUCCCCCAGAAAAUGCGAUUCAGGAGUCCUGACAGCUACAUGAAGUGCCAGCAGGAGAAGCAAAGGGACACGAGCGGGGUUGAAUCCCAUGGCACGGGCCCAUUCAUCCCUGGCGGGAGGGCUCGAUCGGUGCCAGCGUCGUUCGCGCUGCGACUCCAGACGGUGGAGCAAGAGGCUGCCGCCCGGAAGAUGGCUGUGCGCAGGUGGAUCCGGCCGCAGUCACCGGAGGUUCCGGCCGCCGGCCCCGGGCCGCUCCUGACCAAGCUGCGUAACCUCACAGGCUCGCCGAUCAUCCCGCUUGACUGCCCCAAGUGCCAGCUCGAGAUCUCCAAGAGGGAGCUCGAGACCAUGCGACGCAACCUCUACCGCGCUCAGGGGCUACAUUGUUGCGGUUGCGGUUGCGGGGGCGACGAGGAGCCGACAGGACUGGCCGAGUGGGCGUGCACGUGUGGUGUGGGGCGGCAGCGAGGGCGCCGAGACCUGCACCGCGAAAAGGGGCGCGACCUGGCGCUGCCCACUCCGGUGCCGAUACCCGUCGGGCUCGGGCACACCGACCGGUUCAACGGCUGCCUCCGGACCUGCAGCUUCCACGCGACGCCUGUGCCUGUGCCUGUCCACUGCCCCGGCAACAACGGUUGCUGCCGCCAUUCGGACGUCAUCCACGACGUCGUCCCCAACUUCGUCCACCACGAGGACACCCACGGCAAAUGCAGGGAUUGCCACAGGCAAGACAUGCUUCACGACGCGAUGAAAUUGAAAAAUUCCCUCGACAUGCAAUACGAGCAACAGAGGACCUCGACCCUGCGCCGCCAUUACGAAUCCGUUGGCGGAACUAAAUGUUGUGCCGCAAGCGGAAACACACGCUGGACCGGAAGUGACGACGGGAGGUGGACGACGAAAGCGGAAAUGCCUCACGCGACGGUGCGGAAGGUGACCGAGAUCGGCGACUGCGUGGAGAAGAGCGGCCGGACAGCUGGAGGUAGAAGUGUGGACGAAGACGGGGGAAGCGGAAAUGGAGAAGAAAGCGGAAACGAGAGUGACAGUGGCGGACACAAGAGCAAAUACUUGGACACGAGUUGUUGCUCGGGGGAGUCGGUGAGAUCCAACGGGGAUUUUGCGUAUUUUGAGGAGCGGAUAGGCCCUUAUGCCUCCACCUCCGUGCCCUCCAUUGACGAGUGACCCGCAAAUCGUCGUCUUUCUCCUCACCUCAUAGUGAAAAGGUCGUCUAACCGUCCGUCGCCUUCCUGUUUUGUGCACGUCCUGAAGCUUCGACGGAACCAUGCAGAAAUCUACUCCGCGACCCCUCACCCCGCAAGAGGCGA
Messenger RNA from Bemisia tabaci, 1999 nucleotides. The record is from RefSeq and is a predicted model, not a curated record. Lineage: Eukaryota; Metazoa; Arthropoda; Insecta; Hemiptera; Aleyrodidae.